Penicillium samsonianum is the source of this 910-nucleotide messenger RNA. RefSeq lists its product as uncharacterized. The record is from RefSeq and is a predicted model, not a curated record. The transcript has 2 exons. NCBI's taxonomy places the organism in Eukaryota, Fungi, Ascomycota, Eurotiomycetes, Eurotiales, Aspergillaceae. The coding region runs from base 203 to 910 and encodes 235 amino acids.
AUCUGCCCCUCGGCCGGGCGGCCAAUUUAUCACCAUAUCAAUCCCUCCCUUGCCAUACCUUUCUUCAACACGCUUAUACCCCUCCCUUCUUCAUACCCGCUGCAUCAAAGGCUUGCUGGACAAUCCUUGAUUAAUCAUAAAACGUCACCGCCAUUGACCGUCCUGCUAUUACUCUGCCUACUAGCACAAACACAUAGUAGCAAUGCGUUUUGCUCCUCUCAUCAUCUGCCUGGCAGCAAUAUCACUUGCUGCCCCAACAAACUUCCUUGACGAUGCAUACGACUGGACCGAUGAACUGGCAGAAUUCUACGGAAAAGUAAGCCAGUACAUCAAUACCGCAAAACACAAGAUCAGAGCACCGGGGGCUUGCGAAGCCUCGAAGAUUGCUCUACCCUCCUAUGCUUCGGGAAUGACCAGCCCGUCAGGCCUAAAGCCCAGAUACGUUGCACUUGGACGGGGCACCCAGGAGCUGUCGCAAGACUCUACAAUGCCACAUGCAUUGCCGCCAACUUCCCCGAUCUCCUGGCAAACCUCCCCCAACCUUGCCUACAGUAUCUCCCUACCGACGAACGAAUAUGCCUCGUUCCCUCCCGCCAACCUCGAAAUGAUGGGUCACCAUUUCUUCACUGAUGCAACCCCCGAGUUCAACUUGAACACCACACCCAAAAAGCAGAAUGGCAUUGUCAUGACCAAGAAGGAAGGUGCAAUCGAUGCACCCUCCGGUGCAGUGUCAGGUAAGUACGGUGCUGUGCCUUGGCUCUACCUCACUUCUACCGAUGGCACGGUGGGCAACUACAAGAGUGUCUAUCGAGUCAACACUGCCGCUGGAUCACCACCAAAGACCUGCAAUGGUAUGCCAGCCGCAUUUCAAAUACAAUAUGCCGCAAACUACUACUUCUUUGGAGAGUAG